CUUUGCUGAUACGGGAAUUAUUACUCUUGUGAGCUUCAUCUCGCCAUACCGCAAGGAUCGCGAUCGCGUGCGGUCACGCGUGCCCCCCGGCAAGUUUGUGGAGGUUUACAUGAAGGUACCUAUCAACAUCUGCGAGGAGCGCGAUCCUAAGGGGCUCUAUAAGAAGGCCCGUGCAGGCAAGCUGAAGGGCUUCACAGGCAUUGAUGAUCCGUACGAGGAGCCUUCAAACCCGGAGGUGGUCCUUGAGGCAGAGACCGCUGAUGGCAAGCGCAUUUCCCCCCAAGAGCAGGCGAAGACGCUGCUCGAGUACCUCCGAGGCAAAGGUUACCUGGAGGGUCCGAAGCAGUGAGCGAUAAGAUGGAUGCCUCUCGGGUUGUCAACCGUUUAUAAUGCAGGCCCAUGCAUUCAUUGUGAACGCUUGGUGACUUCUUUCCCCCUUAGAUUUAUGAUGCAAUGAUAUGCAAGGGCCAGUUCCGUGCUCGAACUACCGAGGACCUGACGUUUGGUGCUGACAUAGCGUUAAAGGUCGUUGAUUGGCCUUUAGGACUGGAGGAGUGAUCGCCAGUAUGAAAUUUCCGGGGGAAAGACCCUGAACCUGUGACUGUGCGAGUAUAUGUGCAGCCGACUAAUUAAGGUUGUGCUGACUGGCGCUGUGAGACGCAACGGCAGGAUGUGGCAGCUUAACAUAGGGCGGCGAUUUACAGAUUGCCCUUAGCUCCGGGGACUUUAAAAUCAUUUCCCCGCCAGGUGCACACUGUUACCAUCAUGUUUGUCCGGGCUGUGGGAGAGGUAUUAUAGAACACUGCUCUUCUCAUGAAAUGGUUGACAGCUUGUCGUGCUGUGCUUGCGCGGAAUAGAUUUCAAUCCGAACUAUUGACUCAUUCCCCUAGAUUCAGCCUUGUCGUGAGGCAUAGAUGUAGCCCUGGAAUGCGAGUCCUGCUAUAUGAGCAUAUCGUAUAGCGUGAUUCAGCCUCGUCGCAAAGGCGCGCUGAGAAGGAUAAAUUAUAUGUAAUGUACAUGAAAGGAAUGACAAGACUGCUUGCGGACAUGACAUGACAUGACAUGAGGGGGCGUUGCUGCUGCUUUGGCUACGGUAUCGUACGACGGAUGAGACGCAAACGAUUCCAUCUUGUGCAAGCAUUCAAUCGGAUGGCAGCUUUGAGACUUCCACAUAGUGGCACUUACGUCUUCCAGCCUACUUGAUAGUUUCUGGCAGAGCUCUGCUUGCUUUGGCUUGCCUUCGUGAUCGCAUUGGCAGACGCGCAGUAAUCGGCAUCGGAUCAGAAGAACGAUGGCAUUCAGCAGUAUGAGAUCUACCAUGCGUUGUGGAGCGAGACCCUGCCUUCGCACGCCGGCGAAGGCCGCCCGGCGUACCACAACCAUUGUGGCCAGCUCCGUUUCGGAGCUCAACACGAAGUACGGCAUUCCGGGCAGUGUGGAGUUUAAGGAGGGCAAGAGCGGCUCGCCAGUAGUGGUGCUGAAGCACGCCUGUGGUUCCACUGCGGAGAUGUACCUUUUCGGAGCGUGCGUCACUUCUUGGAAGCAGCCCAGCGGUGAUGAGAUUCUGUACGUGCGGCCAGACGCCGUCUUCGACAAGUCCAAGCCCAUCUCGGGCGGGGUCCCACACUGCUUUCCGCAGUUCGGUCCCGGGCCCAUGCAGCAGCACGGCUUCGCCCGCAACCUGGACUGGGGCGUGUCUGCCACCUCAGCAGACCCCAACCCUGACGACAAGGACCCCGCUGUUGAGGUUGUCCUGACCGAGUCGGAAUACACGCUCAAGAUGUGGCCGUACAAGUUCAAGGCGGUGUACUCCGUGUCGCUGCACGGGGAGCAGCUUAACUGCCAGCUGCGGGUCAUCAACACGGACGACAAGCCGUUCGACUUCACCGCAGCGCUGCACACGUACAUUGAGGUGUUGGCUAUUGAGAAGGCCAAGGUGACGGGUCUCAAAGGCCUGACCUACCUGUGCAAGGCCAAGGACCCCAAGAACCCGGAGACUAAGACUGAGGACCGCGACGAGAUCACCUUCACGGGCUACACAGACUCGGUGUACCUCAACUCCCCCUCGCAUGUGGAGCUGGAGGUGGGCACUGGGGCUGCUGUGGCGCUGGAUUCCUCGGGCUGGGAGGACACCGUUGUGUGGAACCCCUUCACCACCAUGAAGGAUUGCUACCAGAGCUUCUGCUGUGUGGAGAAUGCCAAGUUCGGCAAGCCCGCUGUGGUAGCCCCCGGGGAGAGCUGGUCGGCAACCGUCACCAUGUCUGUUGUUGAUGUCACUCAGUAAGGCCGCCGAAUGAUGAGAGAGGAUGAGAGGACUGGGAGCUGGCCCCCGGGGGGUCCCGCCCUCAUGCACCAAGGUACUCCUUCGGCGUCCUAAGCCCCUCCUUUUGACUGCUUGUGUUGCAAUUCAAGAGAGGAUCAGCCGUGAGUGCAGUGCAUGGCGGCUGAGGCGCUUUGUUUUUUGGGGUUCUUAGGCGCAGCCUAGUGAGGACGACGAGUUUUUCAUUAUUGUUUUCGUCGUUUCCCCCGAGUAGUGCUUCCGGCUGGAAAUACGCCGUCGGCUUCUCGCAUAUGCUUUAUUGGGGUGCAUGCCGGUCUGGACGGCGGGAGAGGUCAUCGCUGCAGGACUGAUCAGCGCAAGCCAAGUGUAAUCCAUCUUCGCCU
Messenger RNA from Volvox carteri f. nagariensis, 2664 nucleotides. RefSeq lists its product as uncharacterized. Gene Ontology annotation, molecular function: isomerase activity; carbohydrate binding. NCBI's taxonomy places the organism in Eukaryota, Viridiplantae, Chlorophyta, Chlorophyceae, Chlamydomonadales, Volvocaceae. The coding region runs from base 1292 to 2284 and encodes 330 amino acids. Gene Ontology annotation, biological process: carbohydrate metabolic process. The record is from RefSeq and is a predicted model, not a curated record. The transcript is spliced from 10 exons.